AUGGCAAAAGCUAUACCAAAAAUUGGUUCACGUAAGAAAGUGCGUAUUGGUUUACGUAGGAAUGCACGUUUUAGUUUACGGAAGAGUGCACGUAGAAUAACAAAAGGGGUUAUUCAUGUUCAAGCUAGUUUCAACAAUACCAUUAUAACUGUUACAGACCCACAAGGUCGGGUGGUUUUUUGGUCCUCGGCCGGUACUUGUGGAUUCAAAAGCUCAAGAAAAGCAUCACCCUAUGCUGGUCAAAGAACAGCAGUAGAUGCUAUUCGUACAGUAGGUUUGCAACGAGCAGAAGUUAUGGUAAAGGGCGCUGGUAGUGGAAGAGAUGCCGCAUUACGAGCCAUUGCUAAAAGUGGUGUGCGAUUAAGUUGUAUACGCGAUGUAACACCUAUGCCGCAUAAUGGAUGUCGACCGCCUAAAAAAAGACGUCUGUAA
This is a messenger RNA of Aegilops tauschii subsp. strangulata, 432 nucleotides long. The record is from the annotation of a RefSeq genome assembly. NCBI's taxonomy places the organism in Eukaryota, Viridiplantae, Streptophyta, Magnoliopsida, Poales, Poaceae.